Molecule: messenger RNA, 399 nt
Organism: Prunus avium (sweet cherry)
Lineage: Eukaryota; Viridiplantae; Streptophyta; Magnoliopsida; Rosales; Rosaceae
Source: RefSeq, a predicted model, not a curated record
AUGACAAAUGGUUUCAAGACACUGGGGGGCAACUACAACUAUGGUCAAGCCGAUAAAGCAAUCGGAAAGGAUUUGAUAGCCAAUCUGGAUCUAGUGGCCACUGACCCGGUUGUAUCAUUCAGGACAACUAUAUGGUUCUGGAUGACCCCACAGGGAAACAAGCCAUCGAGCCAUGACGUCAUCACUGGCAGGUGGAGCCCAUCUGCUGCAGACACGUCGGCGGGUCGGGUCCCCGGGUAUGGAGUGAUCACUAAUAUAAUCAACGGUGGGCUUGAAUGUGGGCAUGGCCAAGAUGAUAGGGUGGCUAGUAGGAUUGAGUUCUACAGAAGGUAUUCUCAGAUUUUGGGAGUGAGCCCAGGGGAUAACUUGGAUUGUUAUAACCAAAGGCCUUUUGCCUAA